Molecule: messenger RNA, 543 nt
Organism: Strongyloides ratti
Lineage: Eukaryota; Metazoa; Nematoda; Chromadorea; Rhabditida; Strongyloididae
Product: Mediator complex, subunit Med4 family-containing protein
Exons: 3
Coding region: 1-543 (180 amino acids)
Biological process (GO): regulation of transcription by RNA polymerase II
Cellular component (GO): mediator complex
Molecular function (GO): transcription coregulator activity
Source: RefSeq, a predicted model, not a curated record
AUGGCUCGGUUUGACGACAACACUUUUUCUUUACGAGAAUCCUUUGAAGAAAACUAUAAUGAUAUUGAAGCUAUAGUUAAAAUGAUAUUAAAUAAUUUAAAUUCAAGUGAUAUGGGUCAACGAUUGGUACGUGAAGAUGUCAGUUUUCUUGAUUUAGCAAAAUUGUUAAAAACAAGGGAGAAUGAAUUUGAAGAUUUAUUGGAUAAAGUAAAGGAAUUUCAAGAAAGACAAGAAAUUAUUAGAAACCUGGAGAAUGAAGUUAAAUUUUAUGAUAGCAUAAUAUCUAAUAUUGAAAUAACAUUCCGAAAUAAUGUUUCUAGUUUGUUAGAAAUUAAAGAUAAAGCGCAAAAUAAAUUGGAACGUAUGGAGGAGAUUUCAAAUGUUCCUUUAGAUGUUGAAGAGUCUGUUUCUAUUUCUAAGUGUAUUGCGAAAUCAUUUGGUAUUAAUAACAAUUAUACAUGGGUACCAGGUUCUGAAGAAAGACCCUAUCCUACUGCCGCUAUGUUAUUAAAUAGUACUUUUGGGGGUACAAUUACAAUUUAA